AGAGCCCCCGCCCCCGGAUCCCACACAUCAUGGUCGUCGAGUUCUACGCCCCCUGGUGUGGGCACUGCAAGAAACUUGCUCCAGAGUAUGAGAAUGCGGCCAAGGCACUUAGCAAGCAUGACCCACUGAUUAUUCUCGCUAAGGUUGAUGCUAACGAGGAGAAGAACAUGCCACAUGCUACCAAGUACGAGGUCCAAGGGUUCCCAACCAUCAAGAUCUUCAGGGACCAGGGGAAGAACAUUCAGGAAUACAAGGGCCCUAGGGAGGCUGAUGGCAUUGUGGAUUACUUGAAGAAGCAGGUUGGCCCUGCAUCCAAGGAGAUCAAGUCACCGGAAGAUGCGACUGCCCUUAUCGAUGACAAGAAGAUCUACAUUGUUGGUAUCUUCGCUCAGCGACACCGAAUUUACAAACUUCAUGGAGGUCGCAGAGAAGCUGACGUAUGACUACGACUUUGGCCACACUUUGCAUGCCAACCACCUCCCACGUGGUGAUGCAGCGGUGGAAAGGCCAUUGGUCAGGCUGCUGAAGCCAUUUGAUGAGCUUGUUGCUGACAGCAAGGUUUU
Messenger RNA from Zea mays, 563 nucleotides. RefSeq names its product protein disulfide-isomerase-like. Lineage: Eukaryota; Viridiplantae; Streptophyta; Magnoliopsida; Poales; Poaceae. The coding region runs from base 30 to 443 and encodes 137 amino acids. Gene Ontology annotation, molecular function: protein disulfide isomerase activity. Gene Ontology annotation, biological process: protein folding; response to endoplasmic reticulum stress. The record is from RefSeq and is a predicted model, not a curated record. Gene Ontology annotation, cellular component: endoplasmic reticulum. The transcript has 4 exons.